UGUGGCGGCCGCGGACCCAGGCGUCCGGUGCCCCCGCCGCCGCCCUCCGCCCUCCUCGGCCCCGCUGAGGCGGGGUCAUGGCCGCCAACACCCCGCCCCCCCGCCCGCAGGACCCCCGACGCCUCAGGAGGCUGAGGAGACGACCCCCCCAUCUUCAAAAAACUAGGAUCAACUCAAAAGAGAAGACAAAGUCCAUCAAGAGUCGAAGAUGUAAGGAGUCCUUCCUUCUGGUAAAGAAGGAAAAGGUGGCCGUUGGGACUAUGGAUCGAAGUAAGCGGAAUUCGAUUGCAGGAUUUCCCCCUCGUUUGGAGCGCCUGGAAGACUUGGAUGGCGGAGGAGGAGGGGACGGGAACGUGGCCCAGAUGGGAAGGGUCUGGCCGUCUUCCUACCGAGCACUUAUAAGUGCCUUUUCCAGACUCACACGCCUCGACGACUUUACCUGUGAAAAGAUUGGGUCUGGCUUCUUCUCUGAAGUGUUCAAGGUGAGACACCGAGUUUCCGACCAAGUGAUGGCUCUGAAGAUGAACACCCUAAGCAGCAACCGAGCCAACAUGCUGAAGGAGGUCCAGCUCAUGAAUAGACUGUCCCAUCCCAACAUCCUGAGGUUCAUGGGGGUUUGUGUACAUCAAGGACAAUUGCACGCUCUCACAGAGUAUAUCAAUGCUGGCAACCUGGAACAGCUGUUAGACAGCGACGUUCACCUGCCCUGGGCCGUGAGGGUGAAACUGGCAUACGACAUAGCCAUGGGACUCACGUACCUUCACUUCAAAGGCAUCUUCCACCGGGAUCUCACUUCUAAGAACUGCUUAAUAAAAAGCGAAGAUAACAGCUACUCCGUCAUCGUGGGAGACUUUGGCUUGGCAGAGAAGAUCCCCGAUUACAGCGAAGGCAGCGAGAAGCUGUCCGUGGUCGGCUCGCCGUUCUGGAUGGCCCCGGAGGUUCUCCGAGACGAGCCUUACAACGAAAAGGCAGACGUGUUCUCCUACGGCAUCAUCCUCUGUGAGAUAAUCGCCCGGAUCCAAGCCGACCCCGACUACCUCCCGCGCACAGAGAACUUCGGGUUGGACUACGAUGCCUUUCAGCACAUGGUGGGAGACUGUCCCCCCGACUUCCUGCAGCUCACCUUCAACUGUUGCAAUAUGGACCCAAAGCUGCGGCCGUCCUUCGCCGACAUCGUGAAGACCCUGGAGGCGAUUCUGAACCGCCUCCGAGAGGAGGAACUGGCGCAGGACAGAAAGAGCCCCGAGAGAAAGCCCGGCUCCCUGGCUAAAGGGCUGCUGGAGAAAAGUCCGGCGGUGAAGCGGCUGAGCUCGCUGGACGACAAGAUCCCCCCGAAGUCUCCCCGGCCCCGGCGGAACAUCUGGCUGUCCCGCAGCCAGUCGGACAUCUUCUCCCGCAAGCCGCCCCGCAAGAUCAGCGUGCAGGACCCCUACUACACGCCCCAGCGGGGGGCGGGCACCGGCCCCAAGGUGAACCCCUUCAGCGCCCGAGAGGACCUCAAGGGCGGCAAGAUCAAGUUCUUCGACGCGCCCAGCAAAUCGGUCAUCUCCCUGGUGUUCGACCUAGACGCCCCGGGGCUCGGGGCCUGCCUGGGGAGCGGAAGCCGGCUUCAGCUGCGCCCCCCGCCCGACGGGCUGGAGCCCCCGGCCCCGCCGCUCCGCCGCUGGCGCUCCCUGCCCGGCUCGCCCGAGUUCCUCCGCCGGGAGCUUCCGUCCUUCCCGGGCCCGCGGGAGGACUCCCCGCCCGCGGGGGCCGACGGGCGCCUCAGGCUGCUGAGCGGCCUCAAGUACGGAGUGAUGGCCAUCCCGCCUUUCCGGGCCUCGCGCCCUGCCCCUCGCACCCCGCCCAGCCCGCGCCCCGCCUCGCCAGACCAGGAGGCCAUGGAUUGCUCCGCUCCCCUGAGCCCUCAGGAGGAGAACGGCUUCGGGCCCGGCCCCCAGGCUCCCGGGGCCCCGGGCCCGCGGGGAGGCCCGGUCCUCGGGGCCCCGGCGGCCGGCGCCGAGGACAUGGAGGUGGAAGAGGCGAGGCAGAGGGCUCUCGGGCCCGCGGCCCCCGGCCCGCCCCAGCCGCUCAGCCGCGGGGCCGGGCCGGGAGGGGGUCCCGGCCCCCCGACGGGGGACCGGCUAGCCGGCCUAGGUCUGCGUCUGCAGAUCCCCUCUUCUUCCCUCUCCCCGACGGGGUCGUGGGCGCCGACGGGCACCCCGCCGCCUGCCCCCUCCUCUGCCACCGGGACGGGGCCCAGCCCUCAUUCUUUCUUCGGCCUCACAACCAGCAGCCCGGACCGGGUUCCCGGCAGGCUCGGGGAGGGCGGGGGGGCCGCUCCCCUUCGGCGCGGAGGCCGGCGGGACCGUGGGCUCCCCCUCCCCGUCUGGGCCGGUCGCCCGGUGGAGCGGACCACGGAGAGCCAGCCCCCUCCCCGCCCGAGGACCCGCUCUUACCUGGUCCCCGAGUCCACCCGGGGGGGACCCCCCCGCCCCGGCUGUUGGGGUACGAAGGUGGACGCCUCGUCCAUUGGAACCGCAAUAAGAAAUAACCAAAGACGAAGCCGGUUCGAUAUUUUCAAAGGGUGCUCUGACCCUCGCCCCGAUCGUCGGCCGCCACGACGGGGAGCGGAGGCCGGGCCCGGCCGAAGGAUGGGCUCCGAGGAACGGGAGCCGCCCGGCCCCCGGCCGCGGGGCGGCUGA
This is a messenger RNA of Tachyglossus aculeatus (Australian echidna), 2684 nucleotides long. RefSeq names its product testis associated actin remodelling kinase 2 (gene TESK2). Gene Ontology annotation, biological process: protein phosphorylation; actin cytoskeleton organization. Gene Ontology annotation, molecular function: ATP binding; protein serine/threonine kinase activity. NCBI's taxonomy places the organism in Eukaryota, Metazoa, Chordata, Mammalia, Monotremata, Tachyglossidae. Gene Ontology annotation, cellular component: nucleus; cytoplasm. The record is from RefSeq and is a predicted model, not a curated record.